Messenger RNA from Haplochromis burtoni (Burton's mouthbrooder), 6518 nucleotides. RefSeq names its product zinc finger protein 236. The coding region runs from base 501 to 4601 and encodes 1366 amino acids. The record is from RefSeq and is a predicted model, not a curated record. NCBI's taxonomy places the organism in Eukaryota, Metazoa, Chordata, Actinopteri, Cichliformes, Cichlidae. The transcript is spliced from 4 exons.
UAACCACCUGCAUAUGUGUUUGGAAAAAAAAAGGCUUUGAGGGUCGUCAGCUGUUCCCUCCACUUUUCAGUCCACUUUAAACGCUUUUUUGGUUCUGAAGAGAUGGCGCUGUUUCUGGAGCAUGUUCAUGCUUCUUCCGCUUUGUGUAACAGAGCUGAUAGCACGGUGAGGUGUGUUCACAGGCUGUGUUCCUCAUUUACCAACAGUGCACACGCACAAAUCUAUGUGGAAAUCGUGAGCGUGACAAUGACGAUUCAGCGAUAUUUACAUACUUGGAUUUUUUCGAUGCUGCUGCGUCACUUUUAAAAAGGUCCAACAGCUUUGUUGUGAGCAGAGCAGCUUUGAGCUGCGUGGGGAGUUUGAAAUUCUUUAAAAGGGGCCCACCUUAAAGAACAGGAGGUCUCCAUCAGGUUAAAACAUGUUUUCAUGUCUUUGCUUUUCAUGGAAAAACAUUCUAUAGAUUAUUUUAAGCUUUCCUAUGUGGAUUUUUAUGGUCACUCAUGAGUCAGUCAUCUUAUAGAUGGGAAUUAAAAUGUGUUUGUUUUGCUGGUGGGACAGAUUUUAGGAUUUGCAUGUACAUAUUGUUAUAUUAUUAUCCAGUGUAUUGUUGUGUGUUGUUUCUUCUCUGGUUUAACUUCAAGGUUCUUCUACACACAGGAAAUACCUCCAUUGUGCAAACAGCCAGUCAGAGGACAGCUGAGAUUAAGGUGACUGUGCAGUGUGCAGAUCCUCUGCAGUCAGUGACGCUGUACGACCCAAACGACCCCACAGACCAGGAUCCCUCCAAUCCAGAGGAGCACGAUGGCAGCAACGUUUCCUGUCCAUCAUCACCUCCUUCGCCCUCGCCAUCCUACCACCCACCCCUCUCUGAGAGCAGCAAUGGAGACCCGGACAGUGACUGGAUUGAACAUAGGCGGACUCUGAGACCUCUGAGGAGGAAGAAGCGUAACCGUCCGGCGCUCAGUGUCACAAGCAACCGGAGGCGCUCGAGUCUGGCUCAGAGCUUCAGCUGCCACGUGUGUGACCGGGCACUGCAAGGGAAAGGCUUCCUACUCAAACACGUCCUGCACACCUGUGCCAGCAAUCCAGACUUUCGCUGCGGUUAUUGUGGGGAGUGCCUGGACUCUGCCGAUGGCCUGAAGGCUCACCUGCAGAUGCACCAGGACAAAAGCAAAACAUGCUCCUUCUGCGGGAAAACCUUCCAUUCCAUCCUGGCGCAGGAAAUGCAUGUGCGGUUGCACACAGGAGAGAAACCGUACAGCUGCAACUUCUGCGGCAAGAAGUUCAGUCAGAAGGGCAACCUGACGUCACACCUGCGUGUCCACGCAGAAGAGAAAGCCUUCAAAUGUAAAGAGUGCAGCCGUGCCUUCUGUCACAUGAGCUCUUUGGAGCGCCACAUGGAGGAGCACAGGAGCUCAGCAGUGCACACCUGCAGUGUCUGCAGUGAGGAGUUCAGUAAACGGAACAGUCUGCGGCAACACAUGGCAACUCAUCAGAAGAACGACAGCCUCAGAAUUAAGACGAACCGCACUUCAAUACCGUCCUUCCGCUGCAAAGUUUGCAGUGACACCUUUGAUAGGAAGACCCUGUUAGUGAAACACGUGGCGACUCACCUGCAAGACACGGACUGCCGCUGUGGACUCUGCGGACACCAUUAUGAGUCCUCUGACAGCCUUGCUGCCCACCUGCGCUCUCACCGCGAGGCUGGCGGCACCUGCAGCAUCUGCGGGAAGUGCUUCCCGGGACAAUCGGCGCUGCAGAUGCACCUGAGGAUCCACACUGGGGAGAAACCCUACAGCUGCAGCUUCUGUGGGAAGGCUUUCAACCAGAGUGGCAACCUGAAGACACACCUGAAAAUCCACACGGGUGAGCGGGCGUUCUCCUGCAGCCUGUGUGGGAAAGGCUUCACCCAAAAACAGACCCUGGACACACAUGUCCGCUUUCACAACAAGGAGCGCCGCUUCCUGUGCCAGGUAUGCGGGAAGGGCUUCAUGCAGGAUGUGGACCUUAAGAGACAUAUGCUGAUCCAUACCGGGGAGAAACCAUACACCUGUAGGGUCUGUGGGAAAAGUUUCCAGGCCAAACGCUCGCUUAAUGGGCACCUUAAAGUGCAUUUAGCUGGCCAGGAGGACUCGAGGCCAGAGCCGCAGAGGACAGCAGAGGACAGCUUCUACUUAGGAUUCACGCAGUUGUACGGGAUGUCUCUGACAGAAUCCCCACCAAGCUGCUGCGGCCUCCGGGCUUUGGCGGAAUCUGUGUCAGAGCUGCUGGCACGGGUUGCGGAGGAGGUUCUGGGCGCGUUGGAGACGCAGAGCGGCGGUUCUGGGUCCUCCGGAGGACCCGGCGGUCUGCUGCGGCCGCUGCUCGCCGAGCGGCUCGCGGCGGCAGCGCAGCAGAUCGUCGGGCUGCUGGAGCGGGAGGUGGAGGAGUCCCGACGGCAGCUGCGGCGGCUGGAGGCGCUGCUGAGCCCGGUGGUCCUGCUGAACCGGACAGACACAUCUGCUCUUUGUAAGGUCGCUGCUAAUGAAAGUCUCUGCCCACAGGCAAACUCCAUCCACAUGCCUUCACCUCUGCCCAGCCCUGCCUCCUCAGACAUCACCUGUGCAGCUAAAAGUGAUGACCACUGGAGAGGCAGCCAAAAGUCACUCUGCAUUAAAGGGACAGAUAGGAGAACCACAGAAAGCAAGUCCAGUGGGCAGAGACAGCGGACAGCAUUGUUGGCGCGCCCGACAAAUCAGCCUUGUGUCCUCUGUGGAAAGAUUUUCCGCCAUCGAGGGAAUCUGUUGAAACAUGUGAAAUUGCACUCAGACUCCCCCGAGCAUCUCUGCGGGGUCUGCAAGCAGCGCUUUGAGUCAUCAGACAGUUUGUCAGACCAUCUGAGAUCUCACAUGGAAACCGUGAGUGGUGGAGGCGGGACCUGCGGGGUCUGCGGGAAAAUGUUUCAGAACAUGGAGACACACAUGAGAAGCCACACUGGAGUUAAACCUUUCAGCUGCGUGCUCUGCCAGAAGAGCUUUCCCCGAUCCGGAGCAUUGAGGCGCCACAAAAAGAUUCACAGCAGAAGGAGCACUGACCCUUGCCCCGUCUGUGGACUCAGCUUUGCUCAGAGUGAACUUCUCCAAGAGCACCUGAAGAUCCACGAGCACGGUGGAGACCAAAAUGAGAAAGACAGCGGGAGUGAGGACAGUCAGCCGGACUCACUGAAGCCAAAGCGGGAGGGACCAAUGCCAGAUCUGAAGUCGGCAGUGCUCUACUGCAGAGUCUGUGGUGAUUCGUUCCACAGUCAAGGCUUCCUUAGGAAACAUGCCCAAAUGCACUGCAGGGAGUCAAAGAGCAUGUGUGGCAUCUGCGGACAGCAGCUCGACUCGCCAGAUGUUCUUCUAACACAUUUGCAGUCACACAGAGAGACUGGUGGGACCUGUGGUGUCUGCGGAAAGACUUUCCAGAACAUGGAGACGCACAUGAGGAGCCACACGGGCCUCAAACCGUACCACUGCUUGGUCUGUGGCAAACACUUUCCCCGGCCAGGUGCGCUUAGGCGCCACAAUAAGAUCCACAGUGGUGAGCGCCCGCAUGAUUGCAACCGCUGUGGCAAGACCUUCAUAGAGAGCAGCGCUUUGAAAACUCACAGAAAGAGUCACUCAUUAGAGGGUCAAGAUGGCGAGUCACCGGCGCACUCUCAGACCAGGACAUCUGACAUAGAGAAUGCCAGAAUGCCGCCACGCUGUAAAGUUUGCGGUGAGUCUUUUCACAGUAAAGUAAGUUUGAGAAAACAUGCCAAAAAUCACUCGGCAGAGUCUGUCUGUGGGGUCUGCGGUGAAAGUAUGCCACCAUCAAAAACGCUCACAGAGCACCUGCAGAGUCACAGAGACGCCGGCAAAAUCUGUCACGUAUGCGGGAAAACCUAUCAGAACAUUGAGACUCACAUGAGGAGUCACACCGGCAUCAAACCGUACCACUGCAGUGUCUGUGGGAAGUCCUUUCCGCGGUCUGGUGCUCUGCGGCGCCACAAGAGAAUCCACAGUGGGGAGCGACCAUAUAUCUGCGAGUUCUGUGGCAAGACGUUCAUUGAUAACGGCGCUCUCACCUUGCACAUCAGGAACCACACCAGAGACAAACCAUCCAACCGCAUCUCUUGCGAGACAUGCGGGAAGAGCCUCGCCUCCAUCCACGUCCUUGAGGUUCACAGGAGGAUCCACACAGGCGAGAAACCCUUCCAGUGCUGCAUCUGCGGGAAAGCCUUCAGGCAGGUGGGAGGGCUGAAUGCCCACAAGCUGACACACACAGGUGAGAAGCCAUUCAGCUGCAGCCUGUGCACUAAGAGCUUCAGCACCAAAGGUUACCUGGAGACACACCUCCGCUUCCACAGGAAGGAACGCGCGUUUAGCUGCCACCUGUGCUGGAAGGCCUUCGUCACCAAGAAUGACCUGAAAAAGCACCUGCUGACGCACAGUGGGGAGAAGCCAUACAGCUGCCGGCUCUGCGGCAAGAGCUACCAGGAAAAGCGCUCCCGGGACGUGCACAUGAAGGUCCACGCAGACGCCAGUGACGACCCAAUCACGGAGCAGGACACUUUGCAGCCACAGCUGCUGCAGCUGUAGAGACCAGUCCAGACCAGUUUGUACUGGUUUUACUAACUGAUCGGAGACAGAAAAUAUUUUCACAAGACCAAAUAAAAUCUUCCUGAAUAUGUAUGUUUUUUGGUGUUUGCAAUAAAAAAAAAAAGCUCCUGCAGGGCUUCGAAAACAGAGGGCCCUGAAAGGAUCCAGUUCUUUAACCCAGGAUUGUUUAUUCUAAGUUCCACUGAGUCCUGAGUUCCUGGUAAUGUGCUAAAAUAAUCCUGGGGUGAAUGAGUCAACUACUUUCAUUAAGAGUUUUUAGCUAAUGAGCUCAAAACAUGUUUGAGACCACAGGACACAUUUCUGAUUUUUUCCAGCAUUUUACUCUUCCCAAAACAUUUAAACAUUCAGAAAUAAAUAAUUUGGUUUGAUAAAAUGUUCUCAUAAGAAAAUUAAAAACUACAGAAAUUUAAAGGUGCACAAUUUAAAUGAAAAAUAAAAAUUUAGUUCGUAAAACAAAAUUAUAUUUUUUAAUUUCAUUUUCCAGUUUUCCUCCUAUUGAAGCUACUGAGUACAAAGUUCUUCAGUUAUUACAUUAACAGUAGCCAGUGCUGUUCAUUAUUGUAGCAGUGGGGUGAAUUUAAAACCUUUAUAUCAAACUGCUGCCAUGUUUUGUUGGUUUCAUGGCUCAGUCUGACUACUUUGAUUGAUGUAAUGUAGUGACCUCAGAGAAGAGCAGCAGAAUGAGUGUGUACAUGACAAAUGGUUUUGCUGUCCGUUAAAAACUGCAAACACGAGUAAACCAGAAACACUUUCUCAUGUCUGUUUUUUUUUUUAAAUUGGAAAUUUGAAGACCAACAAAAGGAAGUAAAACAACAUCAUUAAAACUUGUCCAGUGCUUUUCUGUUAAUACUCACUCAGUUACUGCUGUAAAAGUACCUCUGACCUCGACUUUUACUGCACUGGAGUUACUGUUUUUUGGGGAUGACUGCCACCAUCACUAAAUAUCAGGUUCAUCCUGGGUCUCCAGAGCUCCUCAGGGACUUGGACCAGAAUCUGCUGGUGAUUUGAGUUUAGCUCAGAGAAACACAGGUACGGACCAAUGACUGUAGAAACACGGACCCAUAUCAGAUACCCUGCCUUCGGUCUGAUCAUAGUAUCUGUAGAACAUCAGCAAUGAGAAACCUGGUGGUGACCUUCAGAAUGAGGAUCUUCAUUUCAGUCUGAGAGGAGAUCUGCAGCUUUGCAGCUCUAACCUGAGCUGAUGAGUUGUCUCGUCCCUGCCAGCAGCCAGUGAAGGAGUCUGCUCUUGUCUCAGGGCGUACUUACAUUUCUUUGCUUCUGCUCACCUUUAGAGCUUUCUGCUCUUAUAUAGCUGUGGACUCCAGUCUGGCUGCUACUGUUCAUUGUGUGAAAGUGCGUUUGAGUAGUCCAUGUUUCUGAUGAAGUUUCCUCACUGAGAGACAUGACCCUGUCUGUGUAUCUGUGUGGGAGCCAUAAUCAGAGCAGUUCCAGUUUCCAAACACUAAGGAAAGGAGUUCCUUUAUUGUUUCCUUUAGCAAAGGCCACACUGGAGCAUCCUUUGUGAAGAGGGAGGAGCUGAGAUAGGUGAUGCAAUUUUACUGCAGUCAUAGGAAUUCUAAGCAGAGCAGAACACAGCAGGUGAAUAUAAGAAAAUAAGAUGGAUUAAAUUUUAUAGGCUAACAGACAGAAUAACUAAGUGAGACAAAUUACUGUGAUGUGUUCAGUCACAGCAUGAUGUACUUAUAAUGUGCUGUAAUUUAUUUACAAAGACAGAGCCACUUCCCUUCAGUAAUAACUGCAAUCUACCAAGAGCAGAACACUAGUCUCUAUAUUAGUUGUUAAAAAAAAAUUAAAUGUUGUAAACUGUUUCACCAUAAACCUGAAAUCUGUGUGAACAGCUGGCCUCCACAAUGUAUAAAAAAACAUUUACUGUCA